Molecule: messenger RNA, 3155 nt
Organism: Chinchilla lanigera (long-tailed chinchilla)
Lineage: Eukaryota; Metazoa; Chordata; Mammalia; Rodentia; Chinchillidae
Gene: Snn
Product: stannin
Exons: 2
Coding region: 222-488 (88 amino acids)
Cellular component (GO): mitochondrial outer membrane
Source: RefSeq, a predicted model, not a curated record
CGCCCCGCCCGCCGCAGAGCUGGGCUCCAGCGUCCGGACGGUGAGCUGCGGCCGGACCUGGCUGGCUGGCAGGCUGAAUCGGGCCGGCGGGUUUGCUGCGGGGCAAUCGUGCUGGGCUGCGGGCCGCGCCAUGGACUUUUGUGUCCAGCCGGAGUUCCAGCCUCACUGAGCCAGCCACCCUUGAGAGCUUCCUGCUAAGGAACAGCCCCCAAGCACUGACCAUGUCUAUUAUGGACCACAGCCCCACCACUGGUGUGGUCACGGUCAUUGUCAUCCUCAUCGCCAUUGCUGCGCUGGGGGCCUUGAUCCUGGGCUGCUGGUGCUACCUGCGACUGCAGCGCAUCAGCCAGUCAGAGGACGAGGAGAGCAUCGUGGGGGAUGGCGAGACCAAGGAGCCCUUUCUGCUGGUGCAGUAUUCAGCCAAGGGACCGUGUGUGGAGAGGAAGGCCAAGCUAAUGACACCCAGUGGCCCAGAAGUGCACGGCUGAUCUGGGCUAUGAGGCUCCUGGUCCUGUCUGCAGCCAGCUGAGAGGUGCUGGGAGAGCGGAACACACACAUGCUGCUGCUGGAGAGGAAGGGUUGACACUUGCUGGCAUGGCCUCAGCAGGCUUCGUCAUCGCAUGCACUGACUCCGGGGGCCUGGCUGUCUUGGGCUUCCCCUUGGCCUCCUGGUGGGGCUGCCCAUUGCAGGCAGUGGGUAGGCCUAACCUUGCUGGGGUUUGUGGCCCCUUAGAGCUUUUGUUACUUGAAUGUUUAGCUGAGCCUGUUUUUGACGGAGCUACUACUGUAAUGCGUGAAUUAACAAACCUGUGAACUGUAAAUAGGCCCCAGAAGCACGUGCUUAAGCCUUUUUGCUGAUUUUUUAAAAUAUCACUUCUAGCACAUGGGAGGAACUGGUUUGAUUAGGACUGUACUCAUGAUGAACUGAGUCAAGACCAUGGUGGGUCUUAGACUUUUAAGACCCAAGCUGCAGGGGGCUCUUAAUGUCUAUCUCUGUGUCUGUCUGUGUAAAGGAAGUGAGAUAUCAAGUGUUAGGUCUUGUAGCUUACCAGUUGGGGUGCUUCGGUGAUUUCUGCUUGGUUAGUACUGGGCCGAAGAAGAACCACACCCCUCCCUCUGUUGAGGAGAUGCAGUUGUUAAAGUAGUAGUGCCUGUUGAUGGCGUUAUUGCAAGGAAGCUACUGUACCUGCUUGGGAGCCUGUGAAGGACGCGUCAGGGCACGCGUCCCGAGAGCUGCCAGGCAGCUUGGUAGCAGAGCAGUUUCCUGUCCCUUUGGUCUUGUGCAUGCUGAGUACACCCCCUUAGCUCAGGCUACAUAGAAGCACCAGAGCCCGUGGUAGCUGUCUUCUGUCUGAAACACAAAUGGCCCAGGAGAGGAAACUUUUUUGUUGUAUUUAAUGUUCUCUGCACUGGUGAGGUGGAGGAGGUGGCUGCUGUUGCGUGUGUCGCCACCCCUCCACUCCCUUUUCACAAGUUAGCUUCCUUUCCUCUCUGAUGACCUUCCACCUGCUGGGUACUGGAUUUCACUUUCCUCAGGGGGUCUCUGUGGAUGGUCACGAGGCCCCUGACCCAGCUCUCAAGGCACCCUGUGCAGUGGAAGGUCUUCUUUUUGUGCACAUUCACAUUCACACAGGAGCGACCAGAUGCUCCCUGCCAGUCUGUACUUAGUGCAGGGAGUGGGGGAGGGGUGGGAAUUGAGUUCAAGACUUGGUCCUCACAGAUGAAGACUUGGUGGCUCUCAAUCCCACACCUUGACAGCCGCAUCUCCAAGUUGUCCCUUGUGUACACUUCACUGUGCACCCUUAGACUUCUAAUCUCACCACUGACGUGUCUCCUGAACAUCACGAUUCAAAUGUGACAUGCGUUGGCAUCUUGGAUAACAAGCCAGAGGCCAGCCCAGGCUUCACCUCAGAGCACUGGCCUUAUACACUUGAGUCAGCUGCAAACAGUGUAGCCAGGGAGCACAGAGCUCAGGCUCCUUGCCAGGCUGGAGGCAUCGUCUCUGAAAAGCAUGUUGAAUCAAUCCACUUUCCAGAACCCCUGUGGGGAGCUAUGGGGAGCACUUCCAUUUCAGCAGCAUUAAAUAAUGACUCGGGUGGGAAGGGGGGUAGCUAGUGAGGCCGCUGUGUUGGAGGCAGCACUGAACCACUAUGAGUGGGCUCCUGGGGCCUCUUAGGGAACAGGGGAGGAUAUACCUUUGGCCAAGUGGGGAAGAGAUGGUGAGGGCCAGUUGGACAAGCAUUGGCCGUGCAGCUGAGGUGGGCAGGGGGCAUGGUGGUGCCAGUAGUGGUCCAGCCACUGUGAUGGGACCUUGGAGGGGGGACAGAGGGCCCAAAGGUGCCAGCUAGUGAUCUGUGAAGGAGGUAGUUGGAAAAGGCUGAGGCUUUUGAUCCAUCCCUUCCCAUUUCAGACCUUCUGGGCUUUCUACCUCUACUCAAGUAGCCAGCAGCAUAAGCAUAGGCUGUUUGUUCUUCAGCUCCCUAGCCCAGCUGUCCAUGGGUGGCUGGGAUUUGCAUUUUCUGAGCCUGGCCUUGGAACUGACCUUUGCUCUACUGUCAGACUUGCCUUGCAGCAUUUACUGUGCCAGUGAAGCUUUGGUUUUGGAAAUGAUUAGGUGUGGCUUUUUCACCAGUUUCAGUUUUGGAGAUUUUCUUAUCCCAACCCCCCUGGUGGGCCAGGGACAUUCGUGCAGCUUGACUUGAGCCCAUCAAAGUGGGAUGGAUGCACGGGUUGGGUGAAGCCUGGUGGAGUCUUUAGGAGGAAGAAGAAAUGCCCAGAGAACUGGUGAACACAUUACAGCUCUCCCUGUCAAUAUUUAUCAGUAACUCCUUUUCUUAGCACAGAUGCCAGUCACACUCAGAUGCUUAGUAAGUUAUGAUCUCUCUGAAUUCUUUCUCAGUAGCCCAGCUGUUGCAUUCAAGUUUUCUGAGUAGCCAGGAAAUUAACCUUUCAUCCCUCCUGUCAUGUCAUGGAGGCAGCAGCAGGGGAGUGGGGAAGGAACUCUUUGACAUUGAGCCACUAAAUUAUAGACUAAUUUUUCAGACCGCUCUUCAUAUGGACUGUGCUACUGUUUUUGUCUCAAAGCUACCAAGUUUGUGCAAUAAGUAGAAGGGAUGUCAUCCCUGUCAAUAAAAGCUGAAUAACAUUCAAGUUCA